CGCAGGUGACAGGCUGUCGUGUUUUUUUAGUGAUUUUUGAUUGAUUAGUGAUAAUAACAAUGAAGUUAUUCUUGCUAUUAAUUUUAGUGCACCACAGUUCAGCUAUUAUAUAUAAAUUAAAUUUUACAGAGUUCAGCAAAAUGCCGGAGCUGUUCAAAAUGGAUGAUUACGACGAAUGUGUAGUGCAGCCAGGAGGGACAUAUUGCUUGGUCGACGCAGUUCUGUACUCCAAGGAUGACUCCGAGCUGAUGCGGAUGAUAGUGGAAUACUCAGAAUACAAGAAAAAGCAUUUUAACCACACAGUGGUACACAGAGCGGUGUGCGUCCAAGAAACUUGCAAGGAAUUCAUAAAGAAUAGGAGUUUAGAAAACGAUACGGACCUAGGAUUGAUCCUUGAGGAAUGCAUCGACGACUCUAUGUGGAAGAAAUACAAGCUUAAUGCCAGGUUAAAAGAAAUAAAUUAUUGCAAGAGACAUGGACAAAAUAGAGCACUCGGCGCAGGAGACUACAUUAUGGGCAUUGUUUACUUGUCGCUAAUCGCCAUCAACGCAGCUGGCUCCACCUAUGAUCUGCUUAAAGGCGAAAACGCAAAAAAUCCAUAUCUCCUGGCGUUCUCCGUACGCCAGAACUGGCGUAAGCUGGUGGCGCCAAGCGGCCUAGGACCUGACCCUCGACUCAAUAGACUCACUGUAUUCAACGGGCUCAGGGCUAUGACAAUGAUAUGCGUGUUCUUUUCGCACACCGCACUCAUAAUGGUCUUCUCAUACCUCAAGAAUCCCUACUAUAUCGAGACGUCAUACGAGGAUCCCGGCAAAUUUAUCCUCUUCAACGGAUCCCUAGUUACGUACACGUUCUUCGUCAUGUCCGGGUUCUUGUUGGCAUUUAACUUCGAGCUACAUGCAGAGAAACACCGAGUUACCCUGUGGGAUUGGCCCAAGGGCAUGCUGAUGCGAUGGCUGAGAUUGACACCAACGUACGCCCUCAUAAUAUUCACGAUCAUGACUUUGAUGCGGCACUUAGGCGACGGCCCGCUCUGGGACUUGCUGGUUACCAGCGAAGCGCCGGCCUGCAACCAGUACUGGUGGGCGCACUUGCUCUACAUUAACAACUACAUCUACGAUGACUCGCAUUGCUUCCCGCAGAGCUGGUACUUGGCAGCAGACACGCAGUUGUUCGGCGUAGGUUUGCUGUUGUGCAUCCUCUUCCGGAAAUGGCGUCUGCAGCUCCUCGCGCUCAGCGUGAUGCUGAUCAUCUCCAUCCUCAUUCCUGCAGCACACACAUACUUCCAGGAUCUUGACGCGGUGGUCCUACAGAGUCCAGAAGUUUUACGUAGUAUUUAUCGCACCGACGACACUUUCCGGCUGGUAUUUGCGCGCGGACACACGAACCUGUCUACAUACACGUUGGGCAUCGCCGGCGGGCUGCUGGCCUACCACGGGGUGAAGAACGACCAGAAAAUAUCUGCACGUCUGCAGAAAUUCCCCUGGGUGCAGUGGUUGACGUUCCCGAUUGGGGUGGGCGUGAUACUCACGGGCGGUAUCUUCUACAUUGACGGCAAUGAACCCUCCACCCUGCUCCGGGUUCUGUACGCGUGUCUCUACAAACCCAUCUUCCAAAUCGUGGUCAUUGUAGUGAUAUUUGCCUGCAUCUUCAGGGUUGAAAAUACGUACCGCGGUAUCGUUGAGUGGCGUGGUUUUUCAUGGAUGGCCCGCUGCACGUACAGCGCUUUCUUAGUUCACGGGUCGCUGCAACGUGGACUGAUUGGUGCGGGGCGACAGCCUACAUUUAUGUCUGACUAUAACGUGUUGACAAUUCUGGCAUCGACCAUCUUCCUUUCAUACGGGUUGGGUGCGCUGCUGUGGAUCGCCGUGGAGUCUCCGCUCGCUCAGGUUUCUAAAGCGGCCCUCGCGCCGCCCCGGCGAGAGAAGGUGGAACCGAAUGAAGAGGAAACUUCUAAAGUCUGAACUCACAGUGACAAGUUAAUUAAUAACAUGGUGUGCCCGAUUACCUUACCAACUUUAACUAUUUUUGUGUAAUCGAGCCAUUUUAUUUAAGAGGGGUAAAGCCAGGAAAUUAGAAAGGAAAAUAUAUAACGCGCCGUGCGAAAAUUGCGACAGAAGAUUUGACGAUUGCGUACCUUUUAACGUUUUACCUCAACAGCUCUGAAUUAGGGUGGGUCAAAAUAGUUAUUUUCGAUACAAGUGCGGAAAAGAGGAAAUUCGAAACGAGUGGCGAUUAAUUAAAAUACCACCGCAGGGAGUGUUUUAAAUCGACACGAGUUGCGAUUUACCUAUUCGCACGUGUAUCGAACAACGUUUUACAGUACAUAUGGCCCCUUAAACUUUCGACAUACCUAUGCACAAAAAGGGCACUUUACGCACUAAUGCGAGAACUAAUGUACUGUAAAACCUUUUUUUGUAAUUUUCCGACGGGGCACCCCUUAUAUCGUAACACUUAUUAUGCUAUUAAGCUUAGAAUAAAUUUCCAAUAUGACUUGGAACUCCGGUGGCCGUUUAAGAAGUGUAACACUCUUACGGUAGAUGUCGCUAGGGUCCCCUAGACCCAUAUAGUGGGAAUAUUUGCUGACUAUGGAUGAGGUCUUGGUGGCUCAGUUGGCAGAGCGCUGGAGUAUCGAUCCAGAGGCCGUGAGUUCAAGUCUCACCAAAGGCAUAAAUUUUUUCACUUUUAAAUUUAUUCUAAGCUUAAUAGCAUCGAUCGCAGACGUUUCUGCUUGUUAAAAAUUAACUUAUUAUGCUGAUAAAAUAUACCAAGUUUCGUAACUUUAUCUUUACUACAAGGGGAUGCUCAACCUUUGAGAACUGAGAUUUUUUAUGUUGUAAGUAUGUAAAUUGAAAACGAAAGAAAAAAUGUGUUUAUUUUUUUAUUUUUAUUUAUGUACCUAUCUGUUCUCACACUAUUUGAACAUGUGAUUUAUAAGUUUUAAAGUAAAACAACAUUUUUAUUC
Cydia strobilella is the source of this 2965-nucleotide messenger RNA. Its product is annotated as nose resistant to fluoxetine protein 6-like. The coding region runs from base 60 to 1964 and encodes 634 amino acids. The record is from RefSeq and is a predicted model, not a curated record. NCBI's taxonomy places the organism in Eukaryota, Metazoa, Arthropoda, Insecta, Lepidoptera, Tortricidae. The transcript is spliced from 13 exons. Gene Ontology annotation, molecular function: acyltransferase activity, transferring groups other than amino-acyl groups.